Molecule: messenger RNA, 1546 nt
Organism: Zymoseptoria tritici IPO323
Lineage: Eukaryota; Fungi; Ascomycota; Dothideomycetes; Mycosphaerellales; Mycosphaerellaceae
Exons: 2
Coding region: 65-1546 (493 amino acids)
Molecular function (GO): protein binding
Source: RefSeq, a predicted model, not a curated record
CCAACCUUUCACUCAUCUCUCCUCUUCGCCGCCUCUCGACCUACCUCUCAACAUACGCUGCACCAUGGCCGACCAAGAAAUGCAAAACCCACACCACGAAGAAGAGGAGGAGGAGCAGGAAGAAGACAAUGUCAUGCUAGACCCCGAUGAGGCAGAAGAGGUGGUAGAACAAGGCGACGAUGCGGCAAUGGACUCGGGCGACGACGACGAGGACGACAAUAUGCAAACGGAAGAGAUCCAACUACAAAACGACAGCUCAGCACACUUCGACCACCACAAGGACAGCAUUUUCUGCAUCGCCCAACAUCCCACCCGACCAGAGCUGGUCGCAACAGGAGCUGGAGAUGAUGUCGCUUAUAUAUGGGACUGCACACCUCCGGAUGGUCCUCUGCUACCGGCAAGUUACGAGACGGACCCUCAACCGAGAGAGAGAAAAGGGCAAGAGAUUGUAGCAACACUAGACGGACAAGACGAAAGUGUCAAUGCGAUCUGCUUCACCCUGCCGAAAGGUGACUACGUCGCAACGGCAACUCUCGCGGGCAAACUUAGCGUCUACACAACACCUACACCCACGACUCCCAGCCGUCUCGUCGGCACAUCCAAAGAAGUCGAAGAAAUCAACUGGAUGCUGCCCUGCCCGAGCUCCACCUACGCCAACACCAUCGCUUUCGGGGCCACCGACGGCAGCGUCUGGGUCUACACCAUCAACGCCGCAGACGCUUCUCCCUUGACAAUCGUCCAGACUUUCUUCCUCCACCAAUCGCCCUGCACAGCCGGUGCAUGGACACCCGAUGGCAAACUCCUGGCGACGGUCGAUGAAGAAGGCAGCCUCUACGUCUGGGACGUCUUCGGCGAAGCCGCAGCAGCAGGCAUCACCGACCCUCAAGGCGGACAAGCCGUCAUCGCUCUCACCGCUGCAGACGAGCGUUUCAAAGUCGAAGGAGGACUCUACAGCGCAGCGGUAUCACCAGGCGGAGGCCUCGUAGCAGUCGGUGGAGCAGGCGGGAAUGUUCGCAUCGUCGGACUACCACGACUCUCCGGCCCAAGCGCCGCCGCAGUAGGAGGGACAUCCAAAGGUGGAGCCGGGGCUCGAGGCAAAAUCCUAGCGAGUCUACAAGCACAAGGCGAUGGCGUGGAGACGUUGGACUUUGCUCAGCCGCCGUUGACAUUACUCGCCGCGGGAAGUGUCGACGGCUCGAUCGCACUAUUCGACGCGGCGCAUAAUUUCGCUGUGAGGAGACUCAUCAAAGAAGCGCAUGAAGAGGAAGCGGUGAUCAAAGUGGAGUUUGUGAAGACGCCGCUUGGGACGGUGAAUGAGAAAGGGUGGACGCUGACGAGUGCGGGGAAUGAUGGCGUUGUGAGGAGAUGGGAUGUGAGAGGCGGUACGGCGGCGGCGGGACAGGGUUUUAUUGGGGAGUGGAAGGGUCAUAGGGGUGGUGGAGAGGGAGGUGGGAUUCUGGGCUUUGUGCAAGGUGGUGGUGGGAGGAGGGUUGUUACCGCGGGUGAUGAUGGGGUUGGGUUGGUGUUUGAUAUGGAGAGGUCGUAG